CUCCAACCUCCACUUCCUUCCAAAACACAACAAACUCAAACCUCUCCGUCUGAGAAACUCUGGAGCACCAAACAAUCAACUCGCCACUAAAAAUGGGGAGGGAGCGGGACCAUCUCUACAUCACCGUUCCCAACCUCUUCCGCUGCCCCAUCUCCAUGGACGUCAUGCGCUCCCCCGUCAGCCUCUGCACCGGCGUCACCUACGACCGCGCCAGCAUCCAGCACUGGCUCGAAUCCGGCCACGACACCUGCCCCGCCACCAUGCAGAUCCUCCAGUCCAAAGACGUCAUCCCCAACCUCACCCUCCGCCGUCUCAUCAACCUCUGGGCCCAGUCCCACGGCCCUUCCUCGCCGGCCUCCUCUCCCUCUCUCUCCUCCCAGCACCUCGCCUCCCUCGUUCAAUUUCUCCGCAAUGAGAACGAGACUGAGAAAUUCAGCCAAAAUAUCGUAAACUCAUUGUCGAAGACUGCCGAUUUCGCGAGGGUCGGCGAGGAGAACCGGAGGUUUGUGGCGAAUUUCGACGGCUUCGUCUCCGCCAUUGUGGGGAUUCUGAACAGAGAAGGCGUCGAAAUCGAAGUUCUCGAAUCGGUAAUUAAGGUUUUGGAUUCGAUUUUGCCUCAAAGCGGAGUCAACGAGCAAUUGAGCCGAUUUAUUGCGAAGAGCAACGGCAAUUACCUCGCUUCAAUUCGAUUGGUACUGCAGAAAGGAAGCCUGAGCUCGAAGAUCGAAUCCGUCAAGGUUUUGGAUUCGAUCGCGCUCGACGCCGAGUCGAAACGAUUAAUCGCGGAGAAGGAAGGCUUAUUGUCCGUAUUCAACGAUCUGUUGAGCUUGGAAACGUGUCAGGACCUAUACGGCGCCGUUUUCUCAUGCUUAGCAUCAUUGUCCGUGAAUCGGUCGAUUAAAGCCGAGCUCGUCCGGUUCGGACUAGUCCGAGUUGUAACGUCAACGCUGCUAAAGCCGGACACUAGCACUACCCUUGCGGAGAAGUGUUUGAAGCUGUUAUCCACCAUUGCCACGUGCGCCGAGGGCCGGUCGGCGAUCAGCGGGGAGGAGAAGUGCGCGGAGGCGGUGGCGGAGAGGCUGAUGAAGGUGUCGAGGGGGGCGACGGAGGACGGCGUGGCGGUGCUGUGGAGCGUGUGCUGCAUGUUGGGGGACAAGAGGGCGAGGGAGAGCGUGGCGGGAGGAAAUGUGGUGGCGAAGGUGUUGUUGGUGAUGCAGAGUGGGUAUGGAGAGGGGCAUUUUGUGAGGAGGAUGUGUGGGGAUUUGGUCAAAGUUUUGAGUGUUGGGUUAGGGUUGGGGUUGAGGGUAAGGCAACAACUUGGCUGUAGUAGGCAUCUGGUUUGCAAAAAUCCAGCAGAAAACAAUUGUAUGGACAACAAAUUGCGAUGCUCCGAUGCGACUCUCUAACAAUGUAAAGCUGUUUUGAAGUGGUGAAGGAACAAGGGUCAUGGCGCCAGAUAACCGAGUUGUAUCAGCAACCAUUUUUAUGAGCCUGCUGCCUCGGCUUCCAUGCUCGAUUCUGGUAACUUUGUCAUCUACAACUCGGACUCAAAUAUCAUUUGGCAGAGUUUUGAUACUCCAACCGAUACCAUUGUAUCUGGCCAGCGAUUGCUGGCUAGAAAGAAGCUUGUCUCCAGCAUCUCCGACACAAAUCAUGCAAGCGGAAGAUUUAGACCUUCAAUGUAGCGUGAUGGGAACCUAGAGAUGUACCUGGAGUGUCCAAUUAUAUUACAACCUGAUUGAUCGGUAUGCUUACUCAAAUAGUGGGACGUACAGGGCUGGAGACAAUGAGUCACUCAACGUUGAUCACAAUGGACAGUUAUAUCUCCUCAGUUACAAUAUAAGGAACGCUACGAAUCAGAAAGAGCUGUUUGACACACACACGUAUGUACCACAUGAUGAUUGACUUUGAUUGUAUUACUCCAGUUAUACUUCCAUACUAUUUAUAUUUAAUUUUAAA
Molecule: messenger RNA, 1959 nt
Organism: Malus domestica (apple)
Lineage: Eukaryota; Viridiplantae; Streptophyta; Magnoliopsida; Rosales; Rosaceae
Product: U-box domain-containing protein 28-like
Biological process (GO): protein ubiquitination
Molecular function (GO): ubiquitin protein ligase activity
Source: RefSeq, a predicted model, not a curated record